Molecule: messenger RNA, 336 nt
Organism: Castor canadensis (American beaver)
Lineage: Eukaryota; Metazoa; Chordata; Mammalia; Rodentia; Castoridae
Gene: Mrap
Product: melanocortin 2 receptor accessory protein
Biological process (GO): regulation of adenylate cyclase-activating G protein-coupled receptor signaling pathway; protein localization to plasma membrane
Cellular component (GO): endoplasmic reticulum; plasma membrane
Molecular function (GO): type 1 melanocortin receptor binding; type 4 melanocortin receptor binding; type 3 melanocortin receptor binding
Source: RefSeq, a predicted model, not a curated record
AUGAUCAACAGGACCAACAUCUCUGUUCCGUACUACAGCUAUGAAUACUACCUAGACUACUUGGACCUCAUUCCUGUGGAUGAGAAGAAGCUAAAAGCCAACAAACAUUUCAUCGUCAUCGCCUUCUGGGUGAGCCUGGCAGCUUUUGUGGUCAUCCUCUUCCUCAUUCUGCUGUAUACGUCCUGGCCAGGCUCCCUGCAGAUGAGGAGGAACUCCCAGCACCACCAAACGUGCCCAUGGAGUCACAGUCUCAACCUUUCCUCCUGCCUCCGGAGGACCUCCCAGGGGACAGCAGUGGAACCUGGAAGUGGAGGUGGUGUUGACCAGAGGCUAUAG